AGUCGUUCUUGCGGGCUAUCACGUUAUCACUAUAUCCUUGGGGGAGGUAAAUAAAAGGUUUUGCCAAAGCACAGCGGUGAUGCAAAGUGUGGAAGGUGACUGCACGCACCUAUUUUUUUACACGGACCUGCACGCUGGUCGGGAUUCACGCAGAGACCAGCGCACUUGGUGGUGUAUUGGAUCUGUUGGACGGAACCUGAAUCGUGACGCCUGCGCAUGUGUUUAGUUGUUUCACGAUGUGUUUUAAAGAUGCUGCACCUGUUUGCGAAUGUUGCAGAAAACAGGUAGAGCAGGACUGCUUGCCUUGCUGUUGUUAGUGUUGGACUGGACCCAGCCAGGCUUGUCAUCCCCACUGAGGCCAAUUUGUGACCUGAGGGUCCUGAACCAUUUCAUACAGGAAGCACGAGACGCAGAAGGUGCUAUGAAGUCAUGUAGAGAAGGCUGUGGCCUGUCCCAGUCUGUCACCGUCCCCCAGACUACAGUAGACUUUGAUGUAUGGGAGAAGAAAAAUGCACAGGAACAAGCCCAGGAGGUGCAGACUGGCUUAUGGUUGUUACAACAGUCCCCCAACACGCUACAGACGUCGGUCACCAACACAGCAAUGCACAGUCACAUAGACAACACCAUCAGAAACCUGCUCAGCAUCAACGCUGUGCUGCGUAGUCUCAACAUCCAGGAAUUUACACCACCAGCAAAUGCAACAGACCUUGAGGGAACAUGGAGGGUGUCCUUAGCAACAGAUCUGCUUCAGGUCCACGUCAACUUCCUGCGAGGCAAAGUGCACCUUCUUCUUUCAAGUGCACAGGCAUGCAAGCAAGAUGUCAGCUGA
Maylandia zebra (zebra mbuna) is the source of this 829-nucleotide messenger RNA. NCBI's taxonomy places the organism in Eukaryota, Metazoa, Chordata, Actinopteri, Cichliformes, Cichlidae. The record is from RefSeq and is a predicted model, not a curated record.